Molecule: messenger RNA, 234 nt
Organism: Plasmodium malariae
Lineage: Eukaryota; Apicomplexa; Aconoidasida; Haemosporida; Plasmodiidae
Product: conserved Plasmodium protein, unknown function
Exons: 2
Coding region: 1-234 (77 amino acids)
Source: RefSeq, a predicted model, not a curated record
AUGAAAAAAGAAACGAAACGUGAGUUUUUAUCCAAGUGUUUUAAUGUGUUUAAAAAUAAUUUAAUACCAAAUUUUCGUGUAGCAAGAUGCGAUGCACCAAAAAUGUGGAGAGUUGCAAUGGGAGGCGUCGAUCCAGCUACGCCUCAAGCAGAGUCUUUUAUUAAUUUCCACAACCAUACAGUAACAUAUAUGGUUUUUAUUAUGUUUACAGUCCUUUUAUCAUUAAAGAGAUAA